Leptopilina heterotoma is the source of this 927-nucleotide messenger RNA. RefSeq lists its product as uncharacterized. The coding region runs from base 1 to 927 and encodes 308 amino acids. The transcript has a single exon. Gene Ontology annotation, molecular function: nucleic acid binding; RNA-DNA hybrid ribonuclease activity. The record is from RefSeq and is a predicted model, not a curated record. Lineage: Eukaryota; Metazoa; Arthropoda; Insecta; Hymenoptera; Figitidae.
AUGGUGCAAGAUAAAAUGAUCAAGAGGGUGAAAUUUAAACCCCGCUUUAAGAUCAUGACACCUUCCAGAAUGGACUGGAAGAAGGGUUUGUCACUUGGGGACGAAGUCUGGUAUACAGACGGCUCCAAGAUGGACUGCGGUGCAGGCUUCGGAAUUUAUCGAAAAACUGGCUGCAUUAAAGUGGCUGAGUCAUUAGGACAACAUGCCACGGUCUGGCAGACAGAGGUCUGUGCGAUUUUAACUUGCGCCCAAAUAUCCAUUCGAAAUGGAACAAAGGGCAAGAGGAUUAGUAUUUGUGUGGAUAGUCAAGCAGCCUUAGGGGCUCUGAAAAAUUCCACAAUAGAAUCAAAACUCGUCUGGGAAUGCCGCAGCGUACUAGAUGAGUUGGGUUCAGCAAAUAAACUUUCAUUGAUUUGGGUACCGGGUCACUCGGGAAUCAAGGGUAAUGAAAGAGUAGACGUCUUGGCGAAAACCGGUUCCGGGACGAAUUUUAUAGGUCCUGAACCAGCAGUGGCAAUAAUGCCGUGCUUGGUUAAGGGAGCCAUAGAAAGAUGGGGUCAAAAGGAACAUGAGAAGUAUUGGGCGAACGUUGGGGUGGGAAGGCAAGCAAAAACUCUGUUGGGGCUAGCACUCAAUAAGAGGCGAUCAAGCGAUCUCCUAAAACUCGAUAUGAUCAGAGUUAGAACCGUAGUUCGUCUACUUACAGGUCAUGGACUAUUAAACUACCAUCAGUAUAAAAUAGGCAGACGAGUUUCACCUAUGUGCAGACUGUGUGGGGCAAGUAACGAAACUUCGACUUACAUAUUAUCUGAAUGCCCAGCGUUAGCUAGGAUCAGGCUAUCUAGCUGGGGUCAAGCAAUCAUUGACCCUAAGCAGGUGAGCAACCUAUCGAUAGAAGAGAUACUGGACUUCUGGAGAAGAACAUGA